AUAGGCCGGGGCAGCAGCGGGGAGGGCGUGGCGGACAGACCCGGGCAGGGCCGGGAAUUAACUCGGGGGUGGUCUGACUCGAAGCUCAGCUCCUUCGCAGGGCGGGCUGCUAGCGCGGGCCUGGCUGAACACAGCGGCGCGCCGAGACCACGAGGCAACCAGGAGCGGCAGGGCCGCCGGCGGCGCGCUCCUCCGGCCUCCCGGGAGCCGCGCCGGUCGGAGUCCUCGGUCACCCGCGGCCCUCCUCCCUCUCAGCGUCCAUCUGUCCGGAGGGCAGCCGGUGGACAUGACCGAUCCACCAGGAGCGCCGCCGCCGGCGCUCGCAGGCCGCGGGUGAAGAAGAAAGCACGUCCCCACUCGACCUGGAGCGAGAGGGUGACCCAGGCCGAGGAGGUGACCAGAGGCGAGGAAGUGAGUCGGGCGGAGGAGGUGGCCCCGACCCAGGAAAUGGCGGCCGCCGGUCUUAGCGUGACCGUCACCCAUGGCAAUGAAAAGCACGACCUUCAUGUUACCGCUCAGCAGGGCAGAACUGAACCAAUUGUCCAAGACCUGGCCCAGGCUGUUGAAGAGGCCACAGGGGUUCCAUUGCCUUUUCAAAAGCUCAUAUUUAAGGGAAAAUCUCUGAAGGAAAUGGAGAUGCCAUUGUCAGCACUUGGAAUACAAAAUGGUUGCCGAGUCAUGUUAAUUGGGGAAAAGAGCAAUCCAGAGGAAGAGGUUGAAUUAAAGAAGUUGAAAAAUUUGGAGAAGUCUGUGGAGAAGAUAGCUGACCACUUGGAAGAGUUGAAUAAAGAGCUUACUGGAAUCCAGCAAGGUUUUCUGGCCAAGGAUUUGCAAGCUGAAGCUCUCUGCAAACUUGAUAGGAGAGUAAAAGCCAUGAUUGAGCAGUUUAUGAAGAUCUUAGAGGAGAUUGACACCAUGAUCCUACCAGAAAAUUUCAAAGACAGUAGGCUAAAAAGGAAGGGCUUGGUGAAAAAAGUUCAGGCAUUCUUAGCUGAGUGUGAUACAGUGGAGGAGAACAUCUGCCAAGAGACCGAGCGGCUGCAGUCUACAAACUUGGCCCUUGCUGAGUGAGGUGCAGAGGAGAGAGGCUCUGCUGCCCUGAAGAGCAGCACCACCUCUCUCCCUUCUCUGGAAUAGAAGCUCUCUGUGACUCCAGAGCUGCCAGAGGCAACCAGCCAAAUGUCAAUUUUCCUAUUCCUAUACUGGUUCUCAAUGAAAAAGUACUGUCUCUGCAACCUUAAGUAGAACUGCUCUCUGAUUUCUUGUUCUGCCUUUGUGUAGCUGUGCUAUCCAGCACCAUUUUUUUCUGGACAGGGCCUCCCUGCGCAUGUUUUACCAGCUCUUUUGACCUUCAGGUGCUUUCUGUGGGCUGGUUAGCACUAGUGUUCAGUUUAUAGGGGAUCCUGGUCUUUAGAUGCAUAAAAGCUUUCUUUUUUUUUUUUUCUUCCUGGUACCAGGGAUUGAACUCAGGACCUUGCACUUGCACAGCAGGUGCAGUGUCACCGAGCUAAAUCUCUGACCCCCAUAAAGACUAACCUUGCAAUCUCAGAGUCCUCAUAGUUAUAAAACCAGAGUCAUCAGGAAGUUGCAUCUAGUCGGGUGUUUCGCACACAGGUAAUUCACAGUGUCUCUCUUGACCUAAUUCUUUCUGUUCUGUGGAUUUCUACCCACUACCAUUGCUAUUAAAAACCAGUUUGUGUGCUUGUCAUCAA
Messenger RNA from Heterocephalus glaber (naked mole-rat), 1712 nucleotides. It is a transcript of the gene Bag1, whose product is annotated as BAG cochaperone 1. The record is from RefSeq and is a predicted model, not a curated record. Gene Ontology annotation, molecular function: adenyl-nucleotide exchange factor activity; protein-folding chaperone binding. Gene Ontology annotation, cellular component: membrane; cytoplasm; nucleus. NCBI's taxonomy places the organism in Eukaryota, Metazoa, Chordata, Mammalia, Rodentia, Bathyergidae. Gene Ontology annotation, biological process: protein stabilization.